UAGAAUGGAGUGUACGCUGAGCGGCAAUGCCGUCAAGGGCUUGCAUCGUGCUGUGGCGUGCCUGGCGCGCGUCGGCCCGGAGCUCCUACUAGAGGCGCUGCCGGACAAGGUGACCCUCCGAUCGCUCAACUCGGCGCGCUCGGCGUUCGUCGCGAUCACAUUCCGGCGCCACUUCUUCGAUAGGCUGCAGCUCUCUUCCUCGAGCGCUCAGUGCGGUGUGCUUCUCAAGGCCGUGUGCACUGUCUUGCGGACGCAACCAGGCAGUGUAGAGCGCAUGGCGAUCACACUGCCGGACAGCAAUGCUUCCAAGUUGAAGUGGACGAUCGACUGCUUGAAUGGGCUGAGGAAAACGUACUGGAUAUCUUGCAACAACGACAUAGAAAUGCAGCAUGUAGCGAUCGAGAGGAACAUUUUUCCCAGCAAUCUGGUGGCAAGGCCUCGUGACUUCAGCAGGCUGCUGGCUAAUUUCCAGUCGAGCUUGCAAGAGAUUACUCUGAUCGCCACCGAGCCUUUCCUUGCGCCUACUGAGUCGGAAGGCAAGGCAGUGGAACUCAGGAGCUACAUCGACCCCGUCAAAGAAAACAACGAUGGCGCACUUCAUACUCAACUUUGGAUUGAUCCCGCCGAAGAAUUGCGAGACUAUCAUCAUACGGGGGUCGCAGUGGACGUUACGUUCAGCGUCAAGGAGCUCAAGGCCUUUAUGAAUUUUUGUGAAGGUUCGGAGGCUGAUAUGCAGCUUUUCUUCGACAAAGCUGGAAGCCCGAUUCUCCUUGCUCCAAAGUUCAGUGUUGAUGAUGCUGCAAAUGCCGAUUUUGACGCAACUCUUGUGCUAGCGACUAUGCUGGGCUCUCAGCUUAGAUCCAGUGAUUCUGCUAGUGAUCGAGCUCCAACAGAUGCUCAGCUUGCACAGGGCGCUCCCCAAGCGGGUUAUACUACUCCAAAGAAUGCAGCUAAUAAGGAAACAGCGGCAAUGGGUUCAGGCCCUCGGUCUGAUCAUACUGUAAUUUGGUCAGAGCUUUCAGGCACGGCAGAUCAAAGAGGAAGAGGGUAUGCUGACAGACUUGCAAACCAACAGCCUCGUCAAAUAUUCCCGGAUAGUGGCGACGCUACCGAGGAACUUCCUUUCCACCGACAUGAUGUCACGUUAGAGAAGGAUGUCCGGAAUGGUACAGAGGAUGACGUCGUGCAGCAGCCACCCAAUGAUGAGCGUAGUGCACAACAGCUGUUUGGAAAGGAUUUGAGCAACUGGAUUGCUGCCGAUACAGACGAGGAAAACGAUGGGGAUGGGUUUUGCGUUCAAGCAACACCUCCCCACCGGAGGGGAUGAAGAGGGCGCUGUUGCAAGUCAAUAACGUGUCUCCAGUUUUGGUUUCGACUGAACAGGCAUUUCCCAAGUGCACUCCAAGUUACGAUGACAGGCAUGAAAUCUUGUCCUGGGCAAGCCGGUAGACCUUGGCUGACGGGGGGAGCAUCUUACCAGGUAAAAAGAUUACAAUUUCUUCAAUGGAAGCUACGUUGUUGUUUUGUUUGGCAGCAACCAUUUCAGACUACUUUUCCAAGACAUGUUGUAAUCACACUAAGGCUUAAAUAGAUAGUGACUUCGCAUCACAUUCUUGAUGCCUUAUGGCAUAGUUUAAA
Selaginella moellendorffii is the source of this 1638-nucleotide messenger RNA. Its product is annotated as cell cycle checkpoint control protein RAD9B. The transcript has 11 exons. Bases 5 to 1327 code for a protein of 440 amino acids. Gene Ontology annotation, biological process: cellular response to ionizing radiation; DNA repair; mitotic intra-S DNA damage checkpoint signaling. Gene Ontology annotation, cellular component: checkpoint clamp complex. The record is from RefSeq and is a predicted model, not a curated record. NCBI's taxonomy places the organism in Eukaryota, Viridiplantae, Streptophyta, Lycopodiopsida, Selaginellales, Selaginellaceae.